AACGAGCUUCGACUUGCUCAAUAUCCACCCUCGACGCGAGUUUCCAUUCUGUUCGAGUAAUAUUUGUACUCGAUUUGUACAUUUGUACUGUAUUUGUUUUUUCGGAAUUCAAUUAUAGCAUCGCGAAAGUAUCUGAACACUCACCAUGGAGAACCGUUAUCACCAUAUUGUACGCAUUGUAUGAAACAUUACGAAAUUUCAUUGCCACUAUAACGAGACGAUAUUGUCUACGUUCAUAAAAUUUGUAUCAGUCUGAAAACGUGUACAAAAGUAACAAAAUAGUCGUUGCAAAAGUACAUACGGUAAAAGAUUAGUACACAGGCUGAAUAUUCAUUUUAAGCGUAUAACUAGUUUCAAGCAUAGUCCUGAAUAUAGCGAUUUACUAAUACGAUGAAUGGUUGACUGUCAAAGAUAAUAAAUAAAUCAUGACAUGAAAUAUUUUGUAACUUUUACGUACAUAUUGUUCUGAUAUUUUAUCGAUAUAACGAUGACAGUCGAGUCUCAUUACAAUGCUAAUAAAAUUUCAAAAUGUUUUACGCAAUAUACGUGUUAAAGCUUCCUGUGAUUCGAGCAAACAGGCCCUCGAUCCGAAGCGUGUCACGAAGGCGAGGAGAAGGAUUGCGUCGGUGGAAUCUCAAGAGUCUCCACGGCAGUGAAUCGUUUAAUGAAUGAAAGGCCGAAUCCAAUUUUCUUGAACGCUGGCGAUCACUAUCAAGGGACACUGUGGUACAACGUUCACCGUUGGAACGCGACUGCCACCUUCAUGAACAUGUUACCGCACGAUGUUAUGACAAUAGGAAACCAUGAAUUUGACGAUGAUAUCGAGGGAGUGGUUCCGUUUUUAAAAAUGGUCAAGGCACCAGUAGUAGUCACCAAUAUCGAUGCAAGUGAAGAGCCAACAAUGCAGGGGCUCUAUAAGAACAGCACAAUCAUUGAAAGGAAUGGCACGAAGAUCGGAGUCAUCGGCGUUAUUAUAUCGACCACGGACACAAUUUCCAUUACCGGGAAAUUAAAGUUUCUGGAUGAGGUGGAAUCGGUGAAUGACGAGGCACGGAGAUUGAAGUCCCGAGGGAUCGACAUUAUUAUCGUUUUAAGCCAUUGUGGAUUGGAUGUGGACAGAAUAAUGGCAGCCAAGUGUCCUCUGAUCGACCUUAUCGUUGGUGGACAUUCUCAUACGUUUCUUUAUUCAGGACCAGCCCCUUUCAUCGACGAGCCAGAGGAUGAAUAUCCCGUGGUGGUGGUUCAAGAGGAGACCAACAGAACAGUGUUGAUCGUUCAGGCAGCUGCUUUCACAAAGUACCUGGGGAACUUGACGGUGUGGUUCGAUGCGGAUGGCGAGGUGGUUGAUUGGGACGGAAAUCCGAUUCUCCUUGAUUACUCUAUCGAGGAAGAUCCUGAGAUGCUGAAGGCUUUGGCACCAUGGAAAGUAAGGGUAGAUGAGAAGGCAGGAACGAAGAUUGCUCGAACGAGAGUUUUCCUCGACAAUAAAUGUCGCAGAAACGAAUGCAACCUUGGAAAUUUGAUCACAGACGCCAUGGUCGAUGCUUAUGUGGAGAGAGCAGAGAAUAAAACUGUGUGGACAUACGCUGCAGUUGGUGUUUACAAUCCUGGAGGAAUACGUGCUCCUAUAGACUCCAUAGGUCAAGAUAUCACGUUUGCCGAUCUGAUAAUGGCUCAACCUUUCGAGAACACUUGGGACAUCCUCGAAUUAAAAGGCAGCUGCAUUCUGCAGAUCCUAGAAAUGGAAGAAGAUAUUUUAAUAUGGUCAGGGCUAAAAGUGGUUUAUAAAAUAAAAGGAAAUUCCAGGAAGGUGGAGGAUGUCAAAAUAAGAUGUAGAGCUUGCGAGGUACCAAGGUACGAAGAGCUGGUGUUAGAUCAGUGGUACAGAAUUGUACUUCCAACCUUCUUAGUCCAAGGUGGGGAUGGAUUCGUCCCAUUCGAAACCUGUGGUAGAAAUCACGAAGUCGGUUACUUGGACUGGGUAGUAUUGUCUAAAUAUAUGAAGAAGAUCAGCCCUAUAUUAACCGGACGAGAUCGUCGAGUGAUCUUUUUAGAUGGAAAUAGUUCUUAGUUAGCUCGGUAAAUAUUCAUUUUCUUAGCAAAACAAUAGGUAAGGAAGAUUCAAAGACUUUCUAGAAUCAUAUUUCCCAAACUGAUAUUAAUAUCACAGUAUCGUAAAGUGCAUUUAAUCUAAAAUGAACUUGUGCAAUAUAAAUGUAAAUUUAAUAAAAAUGCUAUUUCAUAA
Messenger RNA from Bombus huntii, 2245 nucleotides. Its product is annotated as apyrase. Gene Ontology annotation, biological process: AMP catabolic process. Gene Ontology annotation, molecular function: 5'-nucleotidase activity; nucleotide binding; metal ion binding. The transcript is spliced from 11 exons. Gene Ontology annotation, cellular component: plasma membrane. NCBI's taxonomy places the organism in Eukaryota, Metazoa, Arthropoda, Insecta, Hymenoptera, Apidae. The coding region runs from base 665 to 2071 and encodes 468 amino acids. The record is from RefSeq and is a predicted model, not a curated record.